GGUGGAGUCUUCAUCGGGAAGCACCGGUGGGGACUAGUCUAGGUCGAAAGUCUUCACAAGUUGGCCGGCUCGACUCACUACAGUUUUCGCUAUGGCGUGUAUAGGGUCGAGUCGGCUCUGUGCUCGUGCGGAAAAACUGUGCCAGUUCGGACAUUUCUCUCAAAUACGAAAGAAACUUUCGACGACGUUUACCAAGUCACGAGUGGAGAUCGAACGAGUCAUAGGUCCGACGGUGAAACAAUGUCAAAACAAAAAGACAACGGCAUCAUGCAGGAUAGGCAUCGCGAGAGCGAUGAGUUCAAUACAAACUAUUCAGCCCGGAUCCUUGCCCGAUUACCAAGUCGACCCUUACCGUCUCGUAGAAGACGACCUUAAACUCGUAUACGAUGGAAUACGAUUGGAACUCAACGUGAAUACGACACAAGACGAGUUAAGAAAGAUAGCAACGUAUUAUUUUGAUGGAAAAGGAAAAGCGAUACGACCGUUGCUUGUAAUUCUUAUGUCACGAGCCAUUAAUUAUCAUAAGGAUGAAAUAAACAUCUUAACAAAAUCGCAGCAAAAACUUGCAAUGUAUUCCGAAAUGAUCCAUAAUGCUUCCCUAAUUCACGAUGAUGUGAUCGAUCAAGCCGAUUAUCGUCGAGGAAAACCAUCUGUAAACGCUGUCUGGAGUCAAAAAAAGGUGUCACUGGCAGGUAACUACAUUCUUGCGAUUGCUACCGUACUACUAUCACGUCUAAAAAACGAUGAAGUUACUAUUACGCUAGCUGAGAUAAUAUCGGAUUUGGUCCAAGGUGAGUUCAUGCAACUUGGUUCAAAGGAAACGGAGAACGAAAGAUUUGCUCACUACCUCAAUAAAACCUAUCGAAAGACGGGUAGUCUUAUCGCUAAUUCACUCAAAGCGACGGCGAUAGUAGCUGAGGCGAACGAUCAGAUAAUAGAAUUAGCUUAUCAGUACGGUCGAAAUAUUGGGCUUGCCUUUCAAUUGGUCGACGAUUUUCUAGAUUUUGUUUCUUCAUCGGCAAUGAUGGGAAAGCCAACAGCGACCGAUUUGAAACUCGGCUUGGCCACUGCUCCUGUUCUCUUCGCUUGCGAGAAGUAUCCAGAACUCAAUGCGAUGAUCAUGCGUCGAUUCCAAGAACCAAACGACGUCGAGAGAGCGUACAAAUUGGUUCACGAAUCCCACGGUCUUGAUCAGACCAAAUUCUUAGCGAAGAAACACUGUGCAGAAGCUGUCAAGUUGGUUCAAUCGCUUGCCGAAAGCCCAUAUCAAAAAGCUCUGAUAUUUAUUUCUGAUUUUGUUAUCAAUCGUAUUAAGUAGCAUUGUUACAAUCAAGGAAUUGACGAUAGUUAAAAAAUGAAACGCGUGCUCGUUGGUACUAGUUGAUUAUU
Molecule: messenger RNA, 1389 nt
Organism: Vespula pensylvanica (western yellowjacket)
Lineage: Eukaryota; Metazoa; Arthropoda; Insecta; Hymenoptera; Vespidae
Gene: qless
Product: all trans-polyprenyl-diphosphate synthase PDSS1
Exons: 8
Coding region: 92-1318 (408 amino acids)
Biological process (GO): isoprenoid biosynthetic process; ubiquinone biosynthetic process
Cellular component (GO): transferase complex; mitochondrion
Molecular function (GO): prenyltransferase activity
Source: RefSeq, a predicted model, not a curated record